AUGUGUAAAACUGAAAUUUGUGGUAUUUGUCAACAUAAAUCAUGGACAGGAUGUGGUAAUCAUAUAAGCGAAGUUAUGGAUACAUCGCCCAAGGAAUGUUGGUGCACAUGUGAACCAUUAGAUGCUGAUGAAGCUGUAUAUGUUGAAGGACAUGGUAGCUAUCCACCAAAAGCAGGUCAAGGUUACAGGAGGAGAAGCAGCUCUAAAUAG
Messenger RNA from Lodderomyces oxycetoniae, 210 nucleotides. RefSeq lists its product as uncharacterized. The transcript has 2 exons. NCBI's taxonomy places the organism in Eukaryota, Fungi, Ascomycota, Pichiomycetes, Serinales, Debaryomycetaceae. The record is from RefSeq and is a predicted model, not a curated record. Bases 1 to 210 code for a protein of 69 amino acids.